Cokeromyces recurvatus is the source of this 863-nucleotide messenger RNA. Its product is annotated as NifU-like N terminal domain-containing protein. Gene Ontology annotation, molecular function: ferrous iron binding; 2 iron, 2 sulfur cluster binding. The record is from RefSeq and is a predicted model, not a curated record. The transcript has 3 exons. Bases 55 to 543 code for a protein of 162 amino acids. Gene Ontology annotation, biological process: iron-sulfur cluster assembly; intracellular iron ion homeostasis. Gene Ontology annotation, cellular component: cytoplasm; mitochondrial matrix. Lineage: Eukaryota; Fungi; Mucoromycota; Mucoromycetes; Mucorales; Mucoraceae.
UUUUUUUUUUUUAUUUUAUUUUAUAUACUUUUAUUAUUAUUAAUUAUUAAAACUAUGAUGUUGCGCACUUUAAGAAAUUCUAUGAACAAGUCAAGUCGUCUUAUUAGUCAAAAGCCUUUAGUAACCAAUCGAUAUUAUCAUGAAAAGGUUAUUGAACAUUAUGAAAGACCUCGUAAUGUAGGUUCCUUUUCAAAGACGGAUCCUAAUGUGGGUACAGGUCUCGUAGGUGCACCUGCUUGUGGAGAUGUGAUGAAGUUGCAAAUUAAAGUGGAUGAUGUGACAGGUAAAAUUACAGAUGUCAAAUUCAAGACAUUUGGUUGUGGUUCAGCUAUUGCUUCCUCCAGUCUUGUCACAGAACGUGUACGUGGCCUGACGUUAGAUCAAGCGAAUGCUAUUAAAAAUACAGAGAUUGCUAAAGAAUUAUGUUUACCACCUGUGAAGCUUCAUUGUUCAAUGCUUGCUGAAGAUGCUAUUAAGUCUGCUAUUCGAGAUUAUAAAGCAAAACGUAAAGCUGCCGGUACGAGUGCUACCUCUAGCCUAUAGUCGAAUAUACAUCUGUGUAUAUAUUUAUAUUAUAGUAGUAUCAUGUAAUAUAUCAUAGGUAGUACGAAGAAAGGAAAUGAAACAAAUCCCCGCUUUGAUUGAUGGUUGAUAUAUGUGUAUGUGUAUAGUGUUAAAAAGAAAUACAAAUGUGUAUACAUACAUACAUAUAUUAUGUACAUGUAUUUAUUCUUGUUAUCUUUCCUUCAGCCAUUUUAUAUAUAAUUACUACCUUUAAUAAUAAAUGAUGUUGUUAGCGUGUGAAAAUUACAGAUGUAUAAAAUAAAGGAGAAAUCCAAAUAAAAGGGGCAAGUAAACUAGCA